AUGUCUUCAACUAUUACUCAGACUUUUGCUCUUGCCACUGAGAGCAAGAGUGCCCAACGUCGGGAUUUACCUACGCAGAUCCUCCAUGCCGAUGAGGAGGCCUACGCAAAACAGCUAGAGCCUUUUGGUGGCAAAGAGGAUAUGACAAAGGGUGGAGAUGUUUACUAUCCAAAUCCUCCAAAAAUGGCUGUUGAUAUCACGGUUGGUGAUUUGACCGGCCGCGAACACGAGUUCAACCUUGAAGAAAACGGAUUUUGCCUCGCAAAGCAGGUGACUAAGGUAAUGAAGACAACUGAAGACCUUCAGAACAAUAAGAAGAUCAAAGAGGAGUAUUACCCUGAGAUGCAAGCUUGGCUGAAGGAGUUAACCGGCGCACCUAUUGUGAAAGUUAUACACCAUGGAUCUCGAGUGAGCACCAGCGUGCAUACCGCCAACAGCAUCAAAAAGGAAGAAAUCAGCCAGGUUACCCGGCCCGGUCCAGCUGUUUUUGGGGCACAUCUCGACCAGUCGACCUGGCAGGGAUUCAAUGUCAUCCAUAAAUAUUUUCCCGAUGAAUGCGAGUCCUUGCUUCACGGUCGCUGCAUUAUUGUGAACGCAUGGCGUCCAAUCAAGACUGUAUAUAAACACCCCUUCGGAAUUGCCGACGCUAGCACCGUACCUUAUACAGAUCUCGUUGUUCGUGCCAACAGAUGGCUCACGGAGAUCCGAGAAUCGAUGGGUAUCCGACCAAAUCCAACUGUCCACAAAUGGUAUUAUAAGUUCGCCCAGGCCGCCGACGAAGUUUUGGUCUUCAAACAGUUCGAUAACUUUGGUGACGCCAGAGCGUGCCCACAUUCCGCCUUCAUUGACCCCGACUAUGAAGAUGCGGAACCUAGAGAGAGCAUUGAAGUUAGAGCAAUUCUUCUGUGGCCUGAUGACAAGAGUACUGUUUUGUCUUGA
Messenger RNA from Penicillium riverlandense, 939 nucleotides. RefSeq lists its product as uncharacterized. Bases 1 to 939 code for a protein of 312 amino acids. The record is from RefSeq and is a predicted model, not a curated record. The transcript is spliced from 4 exons. Gene Ontology annotation, molecular function: oxidoreductase activity. NCBI's taxonomy places the organism in Eukaryota, Fungi, Ascomycota, Eurotiomycetes, Eurotiales, Aspergillaceae.